GGCCUACAAGCAUUAAAUUAGGCUGGAUGAUAUGAGUGCCUUUGCGUCUCUAGGAAGACAGCCCAACAUUCAAGAUUAUUGUUACCCUCAUCCCGUUGAGCAGCUUCUAGCGGGACCUGUUGAGGCAUCCAGUUUCAAGUUCUCUAUUGAUAAUUCCGUCUUCACUCCGUCGUCAGUAUUUUUGGGCCUUCAUCCGUCAGAAUAUAUAGUCGCCCGAGGGUUGUAUCAGCUCAAAGUUCAUCGUGGCCUAUGCAUAAUUAACAAUGCUCACCAACUUCUGUGUGGGAAGCUUUAUCCCAUCGUCACAAGCUCCGCAGAGUCUCUUCCAACUAUCGCCGUUCCGAAUGACACCGAGCCUCUGUUUGAAGGCCCGGAAAUAGAUCCCAUAUUCCCCAAGCAUGCCACUGUUAUUGAGUUAAGCAAUUGGGCUGUUGGAAUUGACAAUUUGGGAUUCUACAUGCCUCGGUUGGCAAAACUUUACAAGCGGUUGGAAUUGGGACACACCUUCGAGUUUGUGCAGAAGGGCGAAGACGCCUGUAGCACCAACUACUUCGAUGAAAAAACGUUGCGAGUUUUGGACAGUGCGUGUCGCCAAAUGGAAAGAGUCGUGGUCUUUGGAGUGCCCAAUAGUGGAAAAAGAACCUUUUGCAAGGCCCUCAUGAAUAGCACGAUGGUCUAUGGAAAACGGCCCGUGGCGUAUCUUGAUCUCGAUCCCAGCAGCAUUGAUGGCAACAAUCCAGGAUGUCUCUCAUUGCGAGUUUUGAGGAAGCCUGUUUUCGGGGAGUUUUUUUUCUGGGGCGAAGACGAUCUUACCGAAGACCAUACCCAUCGUUACUACGGGUUCUCGUCCUUCACAGAUAAACCCGAGCUUUACCUAAGAUCAUGCGAUGAGCUACUUCAGCAUUAUGCCACAAAUUUGGAGCCCAAGGGAAUCCCACUCGUGGUCAGAUUUCCGUCUUGGAUAAAAGGGUACGGAAAAGAGCUUCUCAUGGAAUUCAGCCGCACCUUGAAGCCCAAGAAAAUGGUGUAUCUCACACACAACGACGCUUUAUCUCUAGAUAAGUUCGAGCCAGACGCAUUUGAAGAAACCGACCACCCGGACUAUGACGUGUUAUCGGGGUUUCACAUCAAAGACACGACUAUUGUAAGAGGUGUGCGGAGGGCACGGGCGUUCACUAAGCAGGAGCUUUUGCUCCGAAACAAGCUCCUAUACUUUCAUCAAACAACCCGUCGGGAUUUUGACUUCGUGAGGCCACUUUUGCAUAUCGCGCCUGUGAAGUUUUCUUUUGACCACGUAUCCGCCAUCAGUGUGCUCAAUAUCGAGGCCGAUGAGGACAUAUCAAAACAAGACGCCUUUUCCCUCAUCGAGGCUACCAUUGUGGGGAUAUUCACUGUCAAAAAUUUGCCAUCAGUCCCAAAAAACUUUUAUUUAUCGGGGUCUAAACUCACUGGGCUUGAUUACUCGUAUGUUGGAUUGUGCAUGGUGCAUCUGGUGGAGAAUAGAGAGCGUACAUUUAACAUUCACCUACGAGACGAAGACUAUGUCUCCGAAAAAAUUAUACACGCAAAACAGAACGGCCACUCAGUGGUCCUUGCCAGAGGCGAGGGUGAGAUUCCGCCGGUAGAAUUUACGAACGGGUUGUCAGGUGAGUUUAGCAAUGUGCCGUAUGUGAGCACGGACCAGAUGCAGAAACUUGGUGGUAUAUGGAAGAUCCGCAGGAAUAUCGGAAGAAAAAACCAGGGCUAAUGGAAGGGUCGAGCCUGCCUUAUAGAAGCAUUCAUAGAUGUGCUUGUGGAGACGUGGCUAUUCGGCUGUGCCAACUCUCACGUGACUGCGAGCAACGCGUCAGCCCGCCUAAUACGUCAUAGGAUAAAUGAGCAUUAGUCCAUUUGGAUGCGUCUUUUGAUCCGAAAGCGCAUGAGUCUUGACGAUGAACGCGUCUAUGUAUAUAUAUCUCAUAUGCUGAAAUAUAUGUUUUGAAGAAGCA
Metschnikowia bicuspidata var. bicuspidata NRRL YB-4993 is the source of this 1988-nucleotide messenger RNA. Its product is annotated as polynucleotide 5'-hydroxyl-kinase. Gene Ontology annotation, biological process: cleavage in ITS2 between 5.8S rRNA and LSU-rRNA of tricistronic rRNA transcript (SSU-rRNA, 5.8S rRNA, LSU-rRNA). Gene Ontology annotation, cellular component: nucleus. Bases 32 to 1747 code for a protein of 571 amino acids. Lineage: Eukaryota; Fungi; Ascomycota; Pichiomycetes; Serinales; Metschnikowiaceae. The transcript has a single exon. Gene Ontology annotation, molecular function: polynucleotide 5'-hydroxyl-kinase activity. The record is from RefSeq and is a predicted model, not a curated record.